Messenger RNA from Xiphias gladius (swordfish), 1858 nucleotides. RefSeq names its product aminoadipate aminotransferase (gene aadat). Bases 224 to 1501 code for a protein of 425 amino acids. Gene Ontology annotation, biological process: biosynthetic process. Lineage: Eukaryota; Metazoa; Chordata; Actinopteri; Istiophoriformes; Xiphiidae. Gene Ontology annotation, molecular function: pyridoxal phosphate binding; L-kynurenine:2-oxoglutarate transaminase activity. The transcript has 14 exons. The record is from RefSeq and is a predicted model, not a curated record.
AUUUAUCAGUCAUAUUUGGUGUAAUUUACGUCCACUCGUCCACGGCGGUGCCCCGACGAGUGUCAACCCCUGCUCGUGUCUGCUAGCUCGCUUUGACACCGAUCAGUGUUGAGCUACAUGUGUCCGAAGCUACGCUGCCGGUCUGAUUAACGUACAGCAUCGAUUUCUGUUGCGUUAAGCAAACCAGUGUGGCGAAAUCAGGAAUCAGUUUUUUUCCGGAAUCAUGAAUUACGCUCGUUUCCUGACGGCCGUUAGUGCAGCCAGAAAGCCCUCUCCCAUCAGGAUGCUGACCGAGCUGCAGCAGCGGUCGCCUCCGACCCUGAUCUCUCUGGCCGGAGGAGCGCCGAACCCCAACACCUUCCCCUUCCAGUCAGCGUCCAUCACGGUGAAGAAUGGACAGACGGUCACCUUCGAUGAAGCCGCGAUGAAGAGAGCGCUGCAGUACUCCGCCUCGAAUGGAAUCCCCGAGCUGCUGACGUGGAUGAAGAACCUGCAGAAGAACCUCCACAAUCCACCGACCGCCAGCUACACCCCAGAGAACGGCCAGAUGGAGAUGUGUGUGACGACGGGGAGCCAGGAGGGGCUCUGUAAGGUGUUUGAGAUGCUGGUCAACCCUGGAGACAACGUUCUGCUGGAUGCACCCACGUAUUCAGGCACACUGGCAGCGCUUCAGCCGCUGGGUUGCAACUUAAUCAACGUUCCCAGCGAUCAGCACGGCAUGAUACCUGCAGCCCUGAAGCAGGUCUUGUCUCGGUGGGACCCCUCAGAAGUCCACCAGCCCGGCAGCACCGCUCCCAAAAUUCUCUACACCAUCCCCAACGGGGGAAACCCCACUGGUGCCUCCAUGACGGCUCAGAGGAAGAAAGAAGUGUAUGAGAUGGCCAGGCAGUACGACAUGCUCAUCAUCGAGGACGACCCGUACUAUUUCCUGCAGUUUAACAAGCCGUGGGCUCCCACGUUUCUCUCCAUGGACGUUGACGGGAGGAUCAUCAGGACAGACUCUUUCUCUAAGAUCCUGUCUUCAGGUCUGAGGAUAGGUUUUGUGACCGGCCCGAAACCGCUGGUGGACCGGGUGGUCCUGCACAUCCAGGCCUCAACAAUGCACACUAGUACCUUCACGCAGCUCAUGGUGUCUCAGUUGUUGCACAGCUGGGGUCAAGAGGGUUUCCUCCAGCACAUAGACAGGGUGAUUGAGUUUUACAGGAAACAACGUGAUGCCAUGAUCAGCUCUGCAGACAAGUGGCUCAAAGAUGUAGCAGAGUGGCACACCCCAUCAGCAGGCAUGUUCCUGUGGAUCAAACUAAAGGGCAUCGCUGAUACCCAACAGCUCAUUAUGGAGAAGGCGUUGGAGAAAGAGGUGCUUCUGGUUCCCGGAGGCGUCUUCAUGAUCAACAGCAGUGACCCCUGUCCCUAUGUCAGAGCGGCCUUUUCUCUCUCCACACCAGAACAGAUUGAUGAGGCUUUCAGAAGACUCUCUUCACUCAUCAAAGAAGCUCUGUGAUGAGAGAAUUAUUUUUCCCUGGAAGAUCACGUAUUUUAUCUAACUUAUUGCUGGAGGCUUUUAUGUUAAAAUAUAUUAUUAAGUCUAAAUAUAUUUUAAUAUUUUUGUUACCUCUGACUAUAACUAAACCACGCUCAAGAGAAGACAUUCAGAAUUUUUUUUUGUUUGUUAUGUUUGUUUGGCUGCAUGUCCAUUCAGCAUAGUGCUGAUCAUUGAUAGCUGUUUGCAGAAAUUAAAAAAAAAUGGAAUCACUGAGUUGUCAACCUCUUAACUUGUUGCUCAAUCAUCGAACUGCACACUGAACAUGUCGUUGUCUGUUCAAUGCACAAAAAGUAAACUAUACUUUUUUAAAUUAUA